Molecule: messenger RNA, 939 nt
Organism: Volvox carteri f. nagariensis
Lineage: Eukaryota; Viridiplantae; Chlorophyta; Chlorophyceae; Chlamydomonadales; Volvocaceae
Exons: 7
Coding region: 1-939 (312 amino acids)
Biological process (GO): chromosome condensation
Molecular function (GO): DNA binding; structural constituent of chromatin
Source: RefSeq, a predicted model, not a curated record
AUGGUCGCGGCAGCCCUGCGCAAAGUCUGCGAUGCACUGGAGCAGGUUUUCACCAAAUUCUCUAUGGACACGUUCAAGGCCCUAAGUGUUAAGCUGCGAGCCACGAGGGAGGAACUGACGCGGAGUUUUGAGGAAGGGAAGCAGGCAGCCAAGCGGGCAGGGGCACGCAGCAUGGCAGCUGAUUUGCUGGAUGGGAAUCUCAGUGAUGCAGAGUUCCUUGAGGAGGAUGUGGUCGACGUGGGCGGCAGAAACGGGCAGAUCUGCCACAGAGCAGGGACAUCGACGGUCGACCAGCAGCAGCUGCAGUGUGCCUUUGAGCAUUUCAACACGCGGAAGAAGAAAGAAGGCAUGUCCGAACUGAGGGCUGCACUAGUGGAGAUGGGUGUGAGGCUGAGCCGGAAGGAGUUGGGUGCAGCACUCAAGACUCAUGGGGCCAGCCGACACCGCAGCAGCACCAACGGUGGCGGUUGGAAUAGCAGCCUUGAUACAGUGUUGGGGGGCGAGCCGGUGUCAGAAGCGGUGGCGGCAGAAACAGUGGCGACCAAAGCAGCGGCGACCAAAGCAGCGGCGGCCAAAGUUGCGGCGGCCAAAGUGGCGACGGCCAAAAUGGCGGCGGCCAAAGUGGCGGCGGCCAAAGUGGCGACGGCCAAAAUGGCGGCGGCCAAAGUGGCGGCGGCCAAAGUGGCGACGGCCAAAAUGGCGACGGCCAAAAUGGCGGCGGCCAAAAUGGCGGCAGCCAAGAGAAGCGAGAUGGCAUGGCUUCUGCUGCCCACUCACACCGUGCUGGGCCCUGGUGGCAAUGGAAUGAUGUGGUCGCUGCCGCAUAUCCAUGCCGUGUUGGGUCUUGCCUGCACCUGCCAGAUUUAUUGCUCAAUGCCCAGCCUUCAGCACAAUGGCUUUGCAUGUGUCCUGCCAGCAUUAGAGACCUUGAAACGGUGA